GUUUAUCAGAUUUUUUUUCCCUUUUUUUUAUUUAAGAAAAAAAAAAUUAAUAAUAAUAUGGACAUUCCCAAAUUACUUUUGGAAUGGUUUAGUUCAGACAAGACAGAAGUUGAUCCUUCUUUACUAGCUUAUAUAUUACUUUAUUUAACGAAAAAUGAGUUGAAUUUUGCUGACUUUAUAGAUUAUUUAGUUUCAUUUUGGGAAAAAGGAGAUGCAACGUAUAAAAAGAAAUGCGUAGAGAUUUUAGCACAAGUUGUUAUACCAAGUCAAUCCUCACUUGAUUCCCCUACAAUUAAUGCUUUAGUUCGAUUUAUAUGUGAACGUUUAAAUGAAUCUACACUCACUUCUCGUUGUAUAGAUAUAUUAUCUGUACUAAUGAACUCUAAUAAUAUAUCUAGUACAGACGUUGUUCAAAUUUGUGAUGCGAUAUUUACACACAUCAAUACGAAAAAAUUACAACAACAAAGUAGAUAUAAAGUAUUGGCUAUACUUGAAAAGACAUUAGAGAAAUAUGCAUCAGAGACUCAAAGAUCUAAAAUUAAUUUUAUUGGUGGAUUUAUAAAUUGCAUGGAUGGGGAAAAGGAUCCAAGGAACUUGAUGAUUGCAUUUGAACUCGUUCGAGUUAUCAUUGACCGGUUCGAUAUUUCUCGACAUGUUGAAGAUUUAUUUGAUAUUGUAUUCUGUUAUUUCCCGAUCAGUUUUUCACCACCCCCUAAUGAUCCGUUUGGGAUUACGACAAGGGACCUCAAGGAGAGUUUAAGACGAUGUCUAGCAGCCACACCUUAUUUUGCCUAUUAUGCUACACCAUUGUUAAUUGAGAAACUAUUGACGACGACAGGGAGUGCUAAAGAGGAUGCGAUGGAGACAAUUCGAUUAUGUGCACCUGCAUAUGGCGCACAUGCUAUCUUACCUCAUGUACAAGACUUGUUUGAUGCUCUAGUAGGGGAAGUCUAUCGAGAGGCAGAUGCAUCGAUGGUUCAUGUUGCACUUGAAACGAUUCAUAGUGUUGUGGCUACGUUAGGUACGGGUAUCAGUAUUGCUAACAUUCGUAAUCCCGUCGAGAAGGCGAUAGAAUCUUUAUUACACAAAUGUGUAGAAGAAUUAAAGGAACCUGAAUUGAAGAGGGCGAGAUCAGCGGCCUCUAUCUUGAGAGCCACUGCUUCUGCUUCAGAUCCAGCAUGUACAUCUGUUACUUAUACAACGAUACCUAUUCUAUGUGAACAAUACAAGACAACAGACCCUAUUCGUCGACGUGUAGCUAUUCUUGAUAUUUUAACAGAAUUAUUAAUGGCUAGUAAACAACUUUAUGGUUCAGUAGAAGAUAUUGGUUAUGAUCGUGAUUUCCAAACACCUUUAUUCAUGUUUAAACAACCUAUAUUACACGUCUUUACAUUACCUUUUACAAGUUCAACUGAUAUUGUAUUACAUCAAGCAAGUCUUCGAGGUAUUCAUGAAAUGGUUUUAAUGAAGCAAUUCUUAAAAGAAGAAGAAAUUAAAUUGAUAGUUGAUUAUCUUACUCAACAACUCAUGUGUAAAGAUAAACAAGUUAGACACUAUGUAUUAUCUACAUUUGGUGUUAUAUCCAAGUUAUGCCCUACAGUGGUUGGUCAACAUACGAUUCCUAUCGUCUUGAAAGAAUUGGCCAGUUCUGAUAAUCCAGUCAUAAAGGAAACAUAUCAUGAUACGUUAGAAGUGAUUCAAUACUUGGGUGUUUAUCCUGCUUUAUUCAAAAUUAUCAUGUAUCCCCUUUUAGAAAAAAUAGAUUAUGCAUGUAUGAAGAUAGGGAAAGAAAAUGUAAACUAUGUACAUGAUCUUGUUACUGUUUUACUUUCCAUUUAUAAAGUAGCUUCUAAAGAUUGUGAAAUUGUAUCUAUUGGACAAAAAUCAUUACUACCAGAAAUUAUAAAGAAAUCUGUACAAUCCACUUUGAGACCUGGAUAUUGGUAUUUAGAUAAUGUAUUAGUUGAUUCAUUUGCCAUGAUUGCUGCCAUUACGACGCGUUUAACUUCAAUAAGUGAACAACAAGCGUCUGUUCAUGAUGCAAUUCAAUUAUUUAUUCAAGGUGACUUUUCUAUGAUAGAUCAAAGGAAUCAUUCAAUCACUAUUUUUAAUAACGGCAGCUCAGACCAGAAUCCAUACAACGUUGAUAUUACAUUGUUAUUCACUGCUAUUAUUGGAAACUGUAAUAGUAAAGCUAUACAGUUACCGUUAUCAACAAUGAGUUUAUUCGAAUUUUUAGAAAAAAUAAUAUCAACAGCGAUUCAGACUUCUACACAUGAAUCCAAAAGAUUAGCUUUAUCAAAACUAGCAGCUUCUAUUAUUAAUAAAUGGAUGAAUAAUGACAUUGAAGAAUGUGUCAAAAAGAUAUGUUCAAAGACUUUGUUAUAUACUCUUCAUAAUUCUAAAGAGGAGAAAGAGAAAAAAAUAAGUUUUACAGUACUUGUAUGGGUUAUUAAAGCUUUAAUUAUCCGAGGACAUAAAUAUGGAUUUGAAUUAUUAGAUUCAGUUAUAGAACAAUGCGGUACAGUUGAUUUAGGAAAAGAAGCUGCAAUUAGUUUCAAGACUUUAUUACAAGAAGAAGAAUUAAUAUUAAAUAAACCAUCUCAUUCCAACAUUUCUAUUUUAUAUAAACAAAGAGUCUUUCAUCGUUGUUUUAAACAGCUAAGACAAGGUUCUGAGAUCAUAGAUAUUUGUAGACCAGAAUUACAAGUCAAUUACCUUUUAGCUCUUUUCCAUGUUUUACAAAAUAUUCCAAGUCAAAUAGCUAUCAAUGAGAUUUCAAAACUUAUGCUGCCGAUCAUUGUUGCCCUUUCAUCACAUGAUAGUCAGCUUAUAGAAAUCACAUUGAAUGUAGUACAUACGUUAAUACCAAAUUCACAAGAACUUGUUGUACAACAUCUUGGUUCAUUUAUUCAUGCACUUUUAAGACUAAGUCGAUCUCAAUCAUCUGUUCAAACUAGAAUACAUGCUUUAGACUGUCUAAGUUGUUUAGCUGCAAAAGGAAAGCCAGAGAUUUUAUCUCCUUUUAAACCUUCUGUUGUUAAAGAAUUAUCUCUUGUUUUAGAUGAUAAAAAACGAAUUGUUAGAAAAAAUGCAGUUGAUUGUAGAGAAAGAUGGUACACAAUUGGAAAAUAAUAAAUAACUUGAUUUGUAAUAAUAAUAAUAACAAUGAUCUUCACUGUUUAAAUGAUAUCAUCUGUAAAAAAAAAAUAAAUAAGUUAGGUUAAUAAAUGGAGAAAGGAGAUUGAAUUCUUCUAUUUUUAAGAGUUUA
Cokeromyces recurvatus is the source of this 3271-nucleotide messenger RNA. Its product is annotated as Dos2-interacting transcription regulator of RNA-Pol-II-domain-containing protein. The record is from RefSeq and is a predicted model, not a curated record. Bases 58 to 3135 code for a protein of 1025 amino acids. NCBI's taxonomy places the organism in Eukaryota, Fungi, Mucoromycota, Mucoromycetes, Mucorales, Mucoraceae. Gene Ontology annotation, biological process: iron-sulfur cluster assembly. The transcript has 18 exons. Gene Ontology annotation, cellular component: cytosolic [4Fe-4S] assembly targeting complex.